Messenger RNA from Apis cerana (Asiatic honeybee), 2112 nucleotides. Its product is annotated as carbonic anhydrase 6. Gene Ontology annotation, molecular function: carbonate dehydratase activity; zinc ion binding. The record is from RefSeq and is a predicted model, not a curated record. Lineage: Eukaryota; Metazoa; Arthropoda; Insecta; Hymenoptera; Apidae. Gene Ontology annotation, cellular component: cytoplasm.
AUAUGUGAAUUGUAUAAAUUAUAAGAUAAUUUUUUAAUUCGUCUAUUUUUAUUUGAAAUUAUAGAUAUUUAUAUAAUUGUUUGCUAUAAUAUAAUUAUUUGAUAAACUAUAUAAUAUCCCUUCAAUUGUAUUUAAGAAAUAAUCAUAAAUAUAUUCUCUUAAAGCAAGUUUAUAAUAAUAAAACAAUAGUAAAACAUUAUUUUAAUGUAUUUCACUUUUAAAGAAAAAUAAAAAUUUAUUAGGUUUUGAAUAUCUAAUAAAGUAUAAUGAAAGUUCAUUCUAUUACAUUAUUAAUAUGAUAUAUAUACAUAUAUUAAUAUACAUUUUUCUAUAAUAAAAUUACUUUUUUAACACUUUAUUUAAAUGAAUGGCAUAUUCUUAUAUAAUAUCAUAAUCUUCAACAUUGCUUGAAGUUUAUAAUUUAAUUUAUAAAACUAUAUACAUAAAUAUCAAUCAUUCGUUUGAUUGUGACAAUGAAUAAAACACAUUUAUAAUUUUGUAUCUUUUAUCGUUAAAAAUAUUCUUUAAGAAGAAAAUGAACAUUUUUACGACCUCUUUGCUGCAAAAUCUAACGAAAUCGUUGAAAUAUUUAUAUAAGUACUCUGUAUUUAUAACUUUACCUACAGAUAGAUAGGAAGAGCAUAGUCUAUUAAUUCAGUAGCUUGUGCAAACUCCGUCUAAUACUCUCGAUGUUAUCAAGAAAUUUGCGAAAAAAAUCCAAGUGAAAGUUGUUGUUAAUGUUAUAUUAUUAGAUAAAAACGAUGUACGUGUUGUCUGUGCGUAUAUUUACAGUGGAUUUAAAAUAUUCGAUCCUUUUAUUGAUAUUAUCUCAUCACUUAGUUUUAUGCACGGCUAGAACGUCUGAUUGGUCGUAUUCGGGGGAGCAUGGUCCGACAUAUUGGCCAGGUCUAUGCGUGACUGGAAAGAAACAAUCACCAAUAAACAUCGUCACUGAAGAUACCAUUAAUACCGAUAUCGGUGAACUUAAAUUCAUAAGAUAUGAUUUUGCGUUUGAAUGCAAAAUCACGAACAAUGGUCAUUCUGUACAACUUCAAUUAUCCGGUGUACCGGUUCAUCUUGAAGGGGCAAAUCUUGAAUCCACGUAUAUCCUGGAGCAAAUACAUUUUCAUUGGCCUGCCGAGCACACCGUGGAUAACAAUCGUGAUGCAUUAGAGUUACAUUUCGUGCAUUACAAGGAACAAUAUGGUAAUACAAGCGCUGCAUCGAAGCAUGAAAAUGGCAUUGCCGUUGUCGCCACGUUAUUCGAGUUGGAUAGCGAAGACAAUAUGGAAAUAAUGCCAAUACUGAAAGCAACGGAAUUAAUAUCUAACGGAAUCGGGAAGAGUACAGAGUUAAAUGAAAGCAAGUUUAUCCCUUCUCUAUUUUUACCGAAAGAUCAUACGACGUACUAUCAUUAUGAUGGAUCUUUAACUACUCCUGGAUGUCAAGAGACUGUGAUGUGGUAUAUUCUUACUGAAAAAUUGUCGGUAUCGGAACAGCAGUUAAACGUUUUUAAAAGUGUAGAAACAAGCAAUGGCACUUUGAGUUUCAAUUACAGACCGACUCAAGCAAUUGGAGAAAGGACAAUUUAUCACCAUCUGCUUGGAUAUUCUACCGCAGGUAUUGUUUCUUGCAAUUUACUUAAUGUAUACCUUAGUCUUUUGCUAAGCAAAUUUUUAUUGUACAAUUAAAUUUAAAAAAAAUUUUAAUCAAUCUUAUAAGUGACAAAAUUUAAUGAAUGUUAUUACUACAUACAUAUACAUACAUUAACCACCAGAAAACUCUUUCUCACAUCAUGCUGAAUAAUAAUAUAUUUUUAUAGCAUAUUAAAUUAUUAUUCGUAAAAGAAAUUGUAUGUAUUCGUUUGUAUAUAUAUUAUAUUAUUGUAUAUUAUUUGUAUAUAUAUACUAUGUAUAAGUAUAUGUAUUUAUGAAUGUUUAAAUAAUAUAUAUAAAAUUAAGCAAUAUCUAAUAUAUACAUAAAUAAUGCAAUUCAUUGUAUGAUAACGUGAUGAGUGUUGUGUUGUAGGUAUAUAUCUAUACGUGUGUAAUAUAAUGUAUAAAAUCGAAAAUGUUUAAAACAAAAUCAAGAAUAAACAAAAAUAUGAUAAUU